GACGGAAGCCCGACGCCAACGUCUCUUCAAUCCUCUCAACCCUCCCCCCCUUCAACCCCCCUCCGCCAAGGAUGCUCGUCCUCCCCGGUUCGUCGGCGAUCACGCCCACGCGGCGCACGACGCUCCUCGCCGCGCUGCAGGCUGUCCUGCCAAGCGUGACUGGCCUGGACGCCGUGCACCUGCACCUCGUGAACGCGGUUUCCGCCGACGCGGAGAAGGCGCUCGCGGAGGCUACCAGUGAGCAGCGCCGCAUUCUCGAUACGCUCCUCGCGUAUGGUGAUGACGAGCGCCUCGCCUCCACCAAGGCCUGGCUCACCGCCGCCACCAAGCCCCAGGACAUGCUCGCCGUGUAUGUUCUGCCGCGGGCCGGCACCAUUUCUCCGUGGAGCUCCAAGGCGACGGACAUUGCCAAACUCUGUCGCCUUGACAAGCACAUCAAGCGCAUUGAGCGUGGUGCUCUCUAUCUCGUGUCGGGCGCUGGCGUUUCGCUUGAGCAGCUGGGCUCAGCUCUUCACCUCAUCCAUGACCGCAUGACUCAGCUUGUUGCCACUGCCCUCCCUGAGUCGGCCACCAUUUUCCCGCCCUCGCACAAGCCUGACCCUCUUGUCACGGUCGAGAUCGUUGGCGCUGAGAACCCUCAAGCUGUUCUUGAGGAGGCCAACGUCCGGCUGGGACUCGCUCUGAGCCCGGAGGAAAUUCCAUACCUUGUCGAGUCGUUCGUCGCCGCUGGCCGCAACCCUACGGACGCCGAACUCUUCAUGUUCGCUCAGGUUAACUCGGAGCACUGCCGCCACAAGAUCUUCAACGCCAAGUGGACCAUCGAUGGCACUGACAAGGAGAACUCUCUCUUUGGCAUGAUCCGCAACACUGAGAAGGCGUGCAACUCCAACGGUACCCUUUCGGCGUAUGAGGAUAACGCUGCCGUUCUUCAGGGCUUUACCGCCCCCCGCUUCGCAGUUAACGGUGCCGAGGACAACGCGUACGCUGCCAACGAGGAGACCAUGCCUAUUCUCAUCAAGGUUGAGACGCACAACCACCCCACCGCUGUCUCCCCCUACCCAGGUGCAUCGACUGGUUCGGGCGGCGAAAUCCGUGAUGAGGGUGCCACCGGUCGUGGCUCUCGUCCUAAGGCCGGUCUUGCUGGCUUCACCACCUCGGACCUUCUUAUCCCUGACUUCAAGCAGGCCUGGGAGUCGGACAUCGGCCGCCCAGCUCAUAUCGCCUCGGCCUACGACAUCAUGAUUGAAGCGCCACUGGGCGCUGCGGCUUUCAACAAUGAGUUCGGCCGUCCCGCACUUGGCGGUUACUUCCGCACGUUCCUCAUGGAAGUCCCAAGCCCUCAGGGAGCCCCAGAGUGGCGUGGCUACCACAAGCCCAUCAUGAUCGCUGGUGGUCUCGGUAACGUCCGUGAGAAGUACGCCCGCAAGGACAAGAUCACCCCGGGAGCCAAGAUUAUCGUGCUUGGCGGCCCCGGCAUGCUCAUCGGUCUUGGUGGCGGCGCUGCCUCCUCCAUGGCUUCUGGCCAGUCGUCGGCUGACCUGGACUUCGCGUCGGUUCAGCGUGACAACCCAGAGAUGGAGCGCCGCGCCCAGCAGGUCAUUGACGCGUGCGUUAACCGCGGCUCGAAGGGUCCCGGCAACCCCAUCCAGUCUAUCCAUGACGUCGGCGCCGGUGGCCUCUCCAACGCGCUCCCCGAGCUUGUCCACGACGCUGGUCUGGGUGCCGUUUUCGAGAUCCGCGACGUUCUGGUUGAUGACCCGAACAUGUCGCCAAUGGAGAUCUGGUGCAAUGAGUCGCAGGAGCGCUAUGUUCUCGCUGUCAGCCCCGAGGAUCUCCCCGCCUUCGAGGCGAUCGCUCGCCGUGAACGCGCACCUUUCGCGGUUGUUGGCACCGCCACCGAGGAGGAGCGCCUGGUCGUCACCGACCGCCUCCUUGGUGACAACGUGAUUGACAUUGCCAUGUCUGUUCUCUUUGGCAAGCCGCCUCGCAUGCACCGCAAGGCGGAGACGGUCAAGCCCAAGCGCGACGCCUUUGACUCGUCCCUUCAAGCCUACGGUAGCGAUGCGACCUUGGAGACUGCCGUGGACCGUGUCCUCCACCUUCCCUCGGUCGGCUCCAAGUCAUUCCUCAUUACCAUCGGUGACCGGUCCAUCUCCGGUCUCGUCACACGCGACCAGAUGGUCGGCCCCUGGCAGGUCCCGGUCGCUGACGUUGCCGUCACCCGGUCGUCGUUCGGCUUUGACGUUGUCGUGGGUGAGGCAAUGGCCAUGGGCGAGCGCACUCCACUUGCACUCAUCUCGGCUGGGGCCUCCGCUCGCAUGGCCGUUGCCGAGUCGCUCACCAACCUCAUCGCCGCCUCCAUCCCCGAUCUUGCCAAGGUCAAACUCUCGGCCAACUGGAUGUCGGCUGCUUCCGCUGAGGGCGAGGGCUCGCGCCUCUACGAGGCUGUUGAGGCAAUUGGCCUCGACCUGUGCCCCGCCCUGGGCGUCGGUAUCCCUGUCGGCAAGGACUCGAUGUCGAUGAGCAUGCGCUGGCAGGCCGACGGGCAGAAGAAGGAGGUGACUGCCCCCCUCUCGCUCAUCGUUACCGCAUUCUCCCCCGUUGACAACGUUGAGCGCACUUGGACGCCCCAGCUUCGUACUGACGUCGGCGAGACCACCCUUGUCUUUGCCGACUUGGCCCGUGGGAAGCAACGUCUGGGCGGCUCCGCACUCGCGCAGGUCUUCAAGCAGCUCGGCGCUGAGGCCCCUGAUGUUGAGAACGCUGCUGAGCUGAAGGCUUUCUUCACCGCUGUACAGGCUCUGCACGGCAAAGACAUCGUCCUCGCCUACCAUGACCGCUCAGAUGGUGGACUGUUCACCACUGUCGUCGAGAUGGCAUUCGCUGGUCGCAGCGGUGUCGAGCUCAAUGUCGAUGCUGUCUCCAAGUCUGGCGACGUGGCCGCCGCCCUCUUCAAUGAGGAGCUCGGUGCCGUGUUCCAAGUCCGGACCAAGGAUCUCCAGGCGUUCCAGCACGCCUUUGUGCAGGCUGGCUUCCCCACCCAGCACCUUCACGCCUGCGGUACCGUUUUGGGCCGCGAGAACCAGCGGAUCUCGAUAUUGGCCAACGGGCAGGAGGUGUUCAACUCCACACGUGCAAAGCUUCAACAGGCGUGGGCUGAAACAUCGUACCGCAUGCAGGCCGCGCGCGACGAACCCACUGGCGCCAAGCAGGAGUUUGACGCAAUCCUUGAUGAUGCGGACAGUGGCAUCCUCUUCGACAUCACUUUCCCCUUCCUGCCCGAUGUUGACCGUGCCAUCACUGCGCCUCCUAAGGUAGCCAUUCUCCGUGAGCAGGGUGUCAACGGUCACAUCGAGAUGGCAUGGUCAUUCCACGCGGCCGGCUUCGAGGCUAUCGACGUCCACAUGUCGGACAUCAUCAGCGGCAAGCUCCAGCUGUCCAGCUUUGCUGGUCUUGCCGCUUGCGGUGGUUUCUCAUACGGUGAUGUUCUUGGAGCAGGCUCUGGUUGGGCCAACUCGGUGCUGUUGAACCCCGUAGCACGCUCCGAGUUCUCGGCCUUCUUCGCGCGCAAGGACUCCUUUGCCCUUGGUGUUUGCAACGGCUGCCAGUUCUUCAGCCAGCUGCACGACAUCAUCCCUGGCACCGAGGCAUGGCCUCUCUUCAAGGCGAACCGCUCAGAGCGCUUCGAGGGCCGCGUUUCCACUGUCAAGAUUUCGGCUGGUACCACUUCAGUCCUCCUUUCAGGCAUGGAAGGCUCAUCGCUUCCCGUUGCUGUUGCACACGGCGAGGGCCGCGCCGACUUUGCCGAGCACGGUGACCUCAAGGCGCUCAACGCUGCCAACCUGGUUCCUGUGCGCUACGUUGAUGGAAACGGCGCUGUCACACAGCGGUACCCGCUCAACCCCAACGGGUCCCCCGAGGGCAUUGCCGCGGUGCAGACACCAGAUGGUCGCGUCCUCGCCAUUAUGCCCCACCCAGAGCGUGUUGUCGCCGCAGAAUCGAACUCGUGGUUCCCUGCCGACAAGCGCGGCGAGUGGAAGGGCAAGGGUCCUUGGUUCCGCAUCUUCCAGAAUGCCUACUCGUUCGCCACCAAGGCAUAAUAGGCCUCGCGCCGACCGCCACUGUGCCUACGGCGUGGACAGACAGUUAGUAGGAAAGGAUCUUGUUUUUCCGGUAUGCAUCUCGUUUUCGAUUCCG
Messenger RNA from Cutaneotrichosporon oleaginosum, 4197 nucleotides. RefSeq lists its product as uncharacterized. Gene Ontology annotation, molecular function: phosphoribosylformylglycinamidine synthase activity. Gene Ontology annotation, biological process: 'de novo' IMP biosynthetic process. The record is from RefSeq and is a predicted model, not a curated record. NCBI's taxonomy places the organism in Eukaryota, Fungi, Basidiomycota, Tremellomycetes, Trichosporonales, Trichosporonaceae.